This is a messenger RNA of Pteropus alecto (black flying fox), 1215 nucleotides long. RefSeq names its product chromosome unknown CXorf21 homolog (gene TASL). The transcript has 2 exons. The record is from RefSeq and is a predicted model, not a curated record. Lineage: Eukaryota; Metazoa; Chordata; Mammalia; Chiroptera; Pteropodidae. The coding region runs from base 90 to 980 and encodes 296 amino acids. Gene Ontology annotation, biological process: regulation of toll-like receptor signaling pathway.
AGCACUGCCUGGCUUAUUCAUCUCUUUAUGGUCAAUCGUGUUUCUGCAGGACCAAAGGAGCAGAUUGGUUAGUGAAGUCUCUUUCCAGAAUGCUGUCAGAAGGGUACCUCAGUGGACUUGCCUACCAGAAGGAUAUCCACUGGAGUUGUGCAUCUUAUAAUGAGCAGGUGGCUGAGGAGAAGGAAGAAGAGAUGAAAUCUGCUCUUUCCUAUUCCUCUGUGGAUGAGACACAAGUCAGAAGUCUCUAUGUGAGCUGCAAAUCCUCUGGCAAGUUUAUUUCUUCAGUGCAUUCGAGAGAGAGCCAACACAGUAGAAAUCAGAGAAUCACAGUGCUACAGAAAAACCCCAAUCCUGUGUUUGAAAGCCCAAAUAUGGCUGCAGUGGAAAUAUGUAGACACCCUAGCAGAGAGACCUACUUGGUUCCACCUUCCUGCAAAAGUAUUUGCAAGAAUUACAAUGACUUACAUAUUGCAGGGGGUCAGGUGAUGGCCAUUAGUUCAGUGACAACAGAUUUUCCCUCUGAGAACAGUUUUGAAUUUGGCCCUUUGCUGAAAUCGUCUGAGAUUCCUUUGCCCAUGGAGGAUUCCAUUUCUACUCAGCUCAGCGACUUUCCCCCAAAACCUAUACAGCGGUAUUCAUCCUACUGGAGAAUAACUAGCAUCAAGGAGAAAAGCAGUCUGCAAAUGCAGAAGCCUAUUUCUAAUGCAGUGCUGAAUGAGUACCUGGAGCAGAAGGUGGUGGAGUUAUAUAAGCAAUACAUUAUGGACACUGUGUUUCAUGACCAUUCCCCUACGCAGAUUCUGGCAUCUGAACUCAUCAUGACGAGUGUGGACCAAAUUAGUCUUCAAGUGUCUAGAGAAAAGAACCUGGAGACCUCAAAAGCCAGGGAUAUAGUCAUUAACCGCCUGUUGCAGUUGGUGUCUACUGAAAUCAGCACUCCUAGUCUCCAUAUUUCUCAGUAUAGCAAUGUGACUCCAUAGAGGAUGCUUCCAUUCCUCUUAACUACUCGCAGCUAAAGCACCACUUUAUCCAUUUAUUCUGAGAAUGUGGAGGAGGGGGUUGUGAAGGAGUAAAGAGCAAGGGAAGUAAAGUUCAGCUGGAGGUCAGGUGUGAAUUAAGAGGAAAUCUCAUAUUACACAUGAUGAAAUGUGGGAAGAAGAGCUAUAAAGAAUGAUUUCAAAGCAAUAAAGCAAAAAUAAAGAUGAUCAAAAAAAC